Verticillium alfalfae VaMs.102 is the source of this 2235-nucleotide messenger RNA. Its product is annotated as 4-coumarate-CoA ligase. The transcript has 3 exons. The record is from RefSeq and is a predicted model, not a curated record. The coding region runs from base 1 to 2235 and encodes 744 amino acids. Gene Ontology annotation, molecular function: CoA-ligase activity. Gene Ontology annotation, biological process: secondary metabolic process. Lineage: Eukaryota; Fungi; Ascomycota; Sordariomycetes; Glomerellales; Plectosphaerellaceae.
AUGAAAAUCUACAAGUCAUCCGACAUCAACAUUCCCAGGGACCUCAAUCUUACUGAGCUAUUGCACACCACAGCUUUUCCCAUUCCCGAAUCACACCUCAUUGCAUCCGAUAGCCUCACCAACAGAAGUACGACUCUGGGGGAGCUCCGAGAUCGAGCUGGUCGUCUCGCAAAAGGGCUGUACGACCAAUUGAACCCACCAGACCAAGCACGCUGGGCCAUCGUGCUACCAAACAGCGUAGACUUUCUCGAGAUAUUCCAUGCUAUCCUGUGGACCGGUGGUGUAGUCUGUCCUGUAAAUCAUGCCUUACGGUAUUCAGAAAUAGGUCAAGGGCUCGCAGUCGCCCGCCCGCAUUUUGUUGUUGCAUAUGGGGCUGUUGUCCAUGUGGUCGAACAGGCUCUCGAUUUCGCCGCCGAGAUACUCGUCAAAGAAAAGGGGAGUUGGACUCGGCCUCGUGUAAUUUCUAUCGUUCUUCCUGCUCCCGGACUGAAACACAUAUCGUCCGAUUUUAUCGCCGCGACGCGUCUUCCGGUUCCGCACUUCGACGAUACGUCAAUCCGUCUUGCCUCCAUCCAUCUCUCCUCGGGAACAACAGGUCAGCCCAAAGGCGUCGAGCUCACUCACCAAAACUUUGUCGCAAACGUCUUGCAGCUUCUCGCCUUCGAUACGCCGGGGGGGCACAAGAUGUUCCAUCCGGCCGCGCGCACGGUUGCCUUCACGCCAUGGGCCCAUAUUGCGAACACAACAGCGCCACUGUUCCUCGGGCCUUACGCAGGCAUGCUUCACCAUGCGAUGCCAAUUUACAACUUGGAGCAAUUCGCCAGACUGGUUGGCUCCGUCCAAGCCACGUCGUUCCAGGGCGUUCCAAGUGUUGUCCUGGCCUUGGCAGACUCGGACGUGACAGCGAAAUACGACUUCUCCGCUGCACGCGUCAUAGCUGUUGGCGGUGCGCCGCUCAAGAAAGCUCAGCUCGAGAAGCUCCUGGCUCGAGCGCCAUGGCGGCUUUGUCAAGCCUAUGGCAUGACGGAAGCAGCCGGAUACGUCGCUUAUCAGGAAUAUGACGAGGUUCUAUAUGACGGAUGCACAGGUAAGUUGUUGCCCGGAAUCGAGGCGUGUCUCAAACAGGAGGGAGGGGUGGAAGAUGUGCCAGAUGGGGAAACAGGAGAACUGUGGCUGCGUGGACCCAAUAUUUCGAGAGCAUAUGCAUUCGAUGCUGAGGCAAACGAACGGGCCUUUCCGAUGCCAGGGUGGUACAACACUGGCGACGUGUGCCGCAUAGAUGAGCAAGGAAGAGUAUCCAUUGUUGGGCGAACUAAGGACCUUAUCAAGUAUAAGGGAUUCCAAGUGAGCCCUGCAGAGCUUGAGGUGUAUGUGAACUCCCACCCGCUGGUAGCUGAGGGGGGUGUUGGGGCGCUUUGGGAUGAUGGCCAACUCACGGAGUUGCCCGCAGCAUGGGUGGUACUCAAGGAUACAGAAAAUCUCUUGUCUGAAGAGGAGGAACAACAAGUGUUGAGAGACGUGCAAUUUGUUGUCGAUGGUCAAGUCAGCGGAUACAAAAAGCUUCGCGGCGGGGUAUGGCUCGUUGACAAACUACCCAAGAACGCUACAGGCAAGAUUUUGAGGAAAAAGCUGAUUCACAUGACUGAUGGAAUGUCCAAAUACGCCCAUGAGGCCCAGGUAAACGAAGAUGGGACGCUGAAAUAUGCCGUUCUUACAUCGCGCGACAUUGCUAGGGAGACAGACAUCUGGGUGGUUGAGGAAUACGUUAACGAGGCUGCUUUCGACCACCACAUGUCUCUUCCCUCUGUCAACGCCAUGCGGGCCUGGAUAGGUGAAAACGUUGGACCAAAGCCUCCGACGAUGCAUAUCCUCACGUACCCAUCAGAUUCAUUUCAAUUCUCGCGGCAACAGGUCAAUGAGCAUACCGACCCUUGGAUCAUCAUCGCGGAACUCAAUUACAUGGUUGGAGGUGUUGGGACGUCCCUUCCAUAUUGGCAGGCUGUUGUGGAUCAAGGCCGCGAGGAGGAAGUGGGCACUUUGGUUUACGGCAUAUUGAAGGAUGAAGGCACUGUUGAAAGGUUGUUCACAAUGGAGGCCUAUGAGAGCGAGGCAUACCUGAAAGAUAUCCAUGUCAAAAGUGAUGCUAUCGCGGCAAGCAUCAGGGACACGAAACAUUUGCGCACUAGCAUCGAAUGGUCAUUUCUCAGGCUGGUGGCAGGUUUCUUACACAAGUAG